Paraglomus occultum is the source of this 321-nucleotide messenger RNA. Lineage: Eukaryota; Fungi; Glomeromycota; Glomeromycetes; Paraglomerales; Paraglomeraceae. The record is from the annotation of a GenBank genome assembly.
AUGAAGGUGAGGCUUGUUUUGAUCUCAGCAAAGACAUGGUAUAAUUAUGUAUUUAUUCCAGAAAAUGUGCACCAGAUAACAGUUGUAGCUAUAACUACACAAGACCUACAACAGGAAACGAUAGAUUCGACUUACUAUACGAAGGUAUAUACGGCAAAGUGUGGGCAAAUGAGGAAACGAGGGACCGACGAAAUGGUGCGUUUGAGGCUCUGUAUGUAUGAUGGCCCGAUUGUCUUAGAGAACAGAGACAAGGCUAAGGAUGGGGAGGUCAUAGCGAGGGUAUUAAAGCUGAUUAGAAGGCAUGGAGCAAAUACUGAUUGA